This is a messenger RNA of Trichoderma harzianum CBS 226.95, 1060 nucleotides long. RefSeq lists its product as hypothetical. The transcript has 2 exons. The coding region runs from base 116 to 931 and encodes 271 amino acids. Gene Ontology annotation, cellular component: endomembrane system. NCBI's taxonomy places the organism in Eukaryota, Fungi, Ascomycota, Sordariomycetes, Hypocreales, Hypocreaceae. Gene Ontology annotation, biological process: vacuolar proton-transporting V-type ATPase complex assembly. The record is from RefSeq and is a predicted model, not a curated record.
CUAGAAAGUGAUCAAUGGAUGCUUUUGCACCUUGACGGCUUCACACGGAACUCUACUUGCACGUCGUUUAUGAUAACAGGAUAAGGUACCUUCACUCGCCAUGGUGCUCUUGACAAUGACGCCGUCCAUUGUGGACGCGCUGAAGCUGCUGGGCGAGCAGCGCAAAGUUGACGAGCCCGGCGACGAUGGGAGCCAGAAUCAGCCCGAAACCGAUUCAUCGACAGAGCCAGCAGUGGGCAAUCCCAUCUCCCACAGCGAGAUAAUCAGCCUUUACAAGAAGCUCGGUGCUUCAGAAACAUCACCGCCCAGAUACAGCCUGGAGCAGCUUCUCCAGGGAUCUCGCGUCUAUAUUCCACCUCCUCCACCGAAGCCCGAACCCUCUGAAGAAUACAAGGCCCUCAUGGCACGUCUCCGCCGCGAAGAAGAUGCUCGGGCCUACGAACGCAUGAUUAACCCGCCGCCUCCGCUCGAGACCUUCCAGCACCGAUUCCCCAAUGCCGCCCAAGCCUUUGCCGAGGCCAACCGGCCCUCCAGCUCGGAAGAUCUUGGCGACGAUGAGGUUACAUACAAUGAGAUUCAUCGUCAAGUGAUGUUGAUAAUCAAUUUUCUCGUCAGCAUCGCUGGAGUCGCGGUUACACUCUGGAUUGCCGGCCGCUGGUGGAGCCUGUCGUCUCGAAUAUUCCUGUCCCUUGGCGGGAGCAUACUGGUUGCAAUCGCAGAAGUAGCCGUUUACUCAAGCUACGUGUGGAGGAUGGGCGAGGCGAAGAGCAAACAGGGCGCAGUGAAAGAGAUUAAGGAAGUUGUCCAGACGUGGAUUGUGGGACAAGGGGAGGGCGACGAUAAGAGCGUCUUGCUAGAAAGCAAAGAUGAAGGAGACGAGCAAGUCAGGAGGAGAAUCCCGACAACUCAAACGGAUGAUCCAGACUCAUGAAAUCCGAGUCGGCCACCCAUUGUUUUUGUAUAUUAUUUGCAAGCGUUGUGUUAAUACCCUUCUUCAAAUGGCUGCACCGAUUCUUAGUGGUAGUACGAAGUAGAUAGCUUGCCAUAAAUCGUCUGAUAU